Molecule: messenger RNA, 237 nt
Organism: Tilletiopsis washingtonensis
Lineage: Eukaryota; Fungi; Basidiomycota; Exobasidiomycetes; Entylomatales
Product: tubulin binding cofactor A
Exons: 3
Biological process (GO): post-chaperonin tubulin folding pathway; tubulin complex assembly
Cellular component (GO): cytosol; microtubule cytoskeleton
Molecular function (GO): beta-tubulin binding
Source: RefSeq, a predicted model, not a curated record
CAGACGCUGCGGCAGCUCAAGAUCAAGACGGGCGUCGUGAAGCGCCUGACAAAGGAGGAAAAGACGUACGCGCAAGAAGCAGAGGAUCAGAAGGCGCGCAUCGAGCGCAUCACGCGCGAGGGCGCCGAUGAGUGGGACGUCAAGAAGCAGCACGAGGUUCUGCGCGACUGCGAGCAGAUGAUUCCCGACUGUGCCCGCCGUCUCGCUGCGGCCGUCGAGGAUCUGCAGGCGCUGCUG